Messenger RNA from Schistocerca gregaria, 1902 nucleotides. RefSeq lists its product as uncharacterized. The record is from RefSeq and is a predicted model, not a curated record. The transcript is spliced from 2 exons. The coding region runs from base 1 to 1902 and encodes 633 amino acids. Lineage: Eukaryota; Metazoa; Arthropoda; Insecta; Orthoptera; Acrididae.
AUGGGGCUAAAUGUGACCACCUCGGCCUCGGCCCCUGCCCCCCUGCCUCCAGCCCCUGCCCCCCUGCCUCCAGCCCCUGCCCCCCUGCCUCCAGCCCCUGCCCCCCUGCCUCCAGCCCCUGCCCCCCUGCCUCCAGCCCCUGCCCCCCUGCCUCCAGCCCCUGCCCCCCUGCCUCCAGCCCCUGGCCCCCCUGCCUCCAGCCCCUGCCCCCCUGCCUCCAGCCCCUGGCCCCCUGCCUCCAGCCCCUGCCCCCCUGCCUCCAGCCCCUGCCCCCUGCCUCCAGCCCCCCCUGCCUCCAGCCCCUGCCCCCCUGCCUCCAGCCCCUGCCCCCCUGCCUCCAGCCCCUGGCCCCCCUGCCUCCAGCCCCUGCCCCCCUGCCUCCAGCCCCUGGCCCCCCUGCCUCCAGCCCCUGCCCCCCUGCCUCCAGCCCCUGCCCCCCUGCCUCAAGCCCCUGCCCCCCUGCCUCCAGCCCCUGCCCCCCUGCCUCCAGCCCCUGCCCCCCUGCCUCCAGCCCCUGCCCCCCUGCCUCCAGCCCCUGCCCCCCUGCCUCCAGCCCCUGCCCCCCUGCCUCCAGCCCCUGCCCCCCUGCCUCCAGCCCCUGCCCCCCUGCCUCCAGCCCCUGGCCCCCCUGCCUCCAGCCCCUGCCCCCCUGCCUCCAGCCCCUGGCCCCCUGCCUCCAGCCCCUGCCCCCCUGCCUCCAGCCCCUGCCCCCUGCCUCCAGCCCCCCCUGCCUCCAGCCCCUGCCCCCCUGCCUCCAGCCCCUGCCCCCCUGCCUCCAGCCCCUGGCCCCCCUGCCUCCAGCCCCUGCCCCCCUGCCUCCAGCCCCUGGCCCCCCUGCCUCCAGCCCCUGCCCCCCUGCCUCCAGCCCCUGCCCCCCUGCCUCCAGCCCCUGCCCCCCUGCCUCCAGCCCCUGCCCCCCUGCCUCCAGCCCCUGCCCCCCUGCCUCCAGCCCCUGCCCCCCUGCCUCCAGCCCCUGCCCCCCUGCCUCCAGCCCCUGCCCCCCUGCCUACAGCCCCUGCCCCCCUGCCUCCAGCCCCUGCCCCCCUGCCUCCAGCCCCUGCCCCCCUGCCUCCAGCCCCUGCCCCCCUGCCUCCAGCCCCUGGCCCCCCUGCCUCCAGCCCCUGCCCCCCUGCCUCCAGCCCCUGCCCCCCUGCCUCCAGCCCCUGCCCCCCUGCCUCCAGCCCCUGGCCCCCCUGCCUCCAGCCCCUGCCCCCCUGCAUCCAGCCCCUGGCCCCCCUGCCUCCAGCCCCUGCCCCCCUGCCUCCAGCCCCUGGCCCCCUGCCUCCAGCCCCUGCCCCCCUGCCUCCAGCCCCUGCCCCCUGCCUCCAGCCCCUGCCCCCCUGCCUCCAGCCCCUGCCCCCCUGCCUCCAGCCCCUGCCCCCCUGCCUCCAGCCCCUGGCCCCCCUGCCUCCAGCCCCUGCCCCCCUGCCUCCAGCCCCUGGCCCCCCUGCCUCCAGCCCCUGCCCCCCUGCCUCCAGCCCCUGCCCCCCUGCCUCCAGCCCCUGCCCCCUGCCUCCAGCCCCUGCCCCCCUGCCUCCAGCCCCUGGCCCCCCUGCCUCCAGCCCCUGCCCCCCUGCCUCCAGCCCCUGGCCCCCUGCCUCCAGCCCCUGCCCCCCUGCCUCCAGCCCCUGCCCCCUGCCUCCAGCCCCCCCUGCCUCCAGCCCCUGCCCCCCUGCCUCCAGCCCCUGCCCCCCUGCCUCCAGCCCCUGGCCCCCCUGCCUCCAGCCCCUGCCCCCCUGCCUCCAGCCCCUGCCCCCCUGCCUCCAGCACAUUCCUGUCCCGCGCUGCUACCUCGGAUGCUCCUGUACCAGCGCCUCCCGAUGCGCAGCUGUGGCUCUUGCUCCCGACUCUGUCCGCUCCGGCGACACCUGCCGUGGCUUCUACGACCGCUCCGGCGCCUAA